UUUAAGGCUUCUGCAUCAAAUGCUGAUCACGCUCUUCAGUGAAGCGUGUCUGCGUCACCCCUUCUUCUCGCAAGCUCUCUUUACAGACUGACCUCUCAUUCGCAGCUUGUUCCAAACUUGAUGGAUUCAAUGCGCAGACUCCUCUUCACAGCUCUUCUCAUUCUUGCAGCUGCCAUUGAUGGCACCCGAGGAGAUGCCAUGGUCACAGGCACCGUCAUCUGUGACCAGUGCAAGGAUGGUCGGAUGUCCAUCUUUGAUUACCCCAUUUACGGGAUUAAGGUUAUGGUGGCGUGCACCAAUAGCGACGGCCAAGUCACGAUGUCGAGAGAAGAGACCACCAACUGGUUCGGGAACUACGGCAUGAGGUUCGAAGGGACUCCCGACCUGAGCAGUUGCCAUGCACAAGUGAUGGGAGGGAGCGGUCAGGGUUCCAUGGGAUGUUCCGCAUCGGCCAGUCCUGCGCAGCCGCUUAGGCUCACGUUCCAGAUGUUCAACAUGGAGUUCUAUUCCGUGGACACCUUGCUCUCUCAGCCCGCACAGCCCAUGUCCUUCUGCCCACAGUCUCCCGCACCAGUCACGCCGACCGUGCCAUCACCACCGGUCUUCAAGCCCCCUCCCUCGGCACCAACACCAGCGCCACCUGCCUUCAGGUUCCCUCCAAUGCUGCCACUGCCGCCCGCCUUCAGGCUCCCUCCCAUGCCACCACUGCCGCCUGCCCCUUUCUUGGAAGCUUCAGCUUGCGCAAAUGAAAAAUGGAUGAUGUCGGAAUACAAGUGUUACUGGAGGGCGGUCAACCCGGACACCAAGGUGGCUCUCGUCUUCGGCUUGACGGCGGCUCGGAGGUACGGCACUGAUCUGACGCUGUGGCAGGGCCUCCAGGGCCGGGGUGACCCGUACAGGACCCUCCUGAGGGAGGCUACCACCGCGCUUCUCAACUCCUACAGCAGCAUUCAGUUCCCUUAUCACACCCUCGGCGUGCUCCAGCACAUGAACUCGGCCCUGAUGGGCUCGACACAGAACGUCCUCCUCACAGCGCUGCGCUUCAGGAGGGCCAACUUGGGUUAUGGCACCACUACCUGCAAAUUCACCACUUGCAAGUGAUCGCAAUGUAUCCAUCCAUUGCUAUAUGGAUGGGAUUUGGAUCUUGCCUUGCCGAGAUCUUAUUAGACGCUAGAAAUAUUUUGCAGGGCUAUUUUAUGCCUGUGCUACUAUGCCAUGCUCUGUGCCACAGGAGAUCUUCAUACUCUAGUGUACUGGUAUUUUCCUGAUUUGGAGCGAAUAAGAGUUAUUCUGGACCACGAUUUGUAGUUCAUAUAUUUAUUAGGAAUGCAUUAUCUUUGAAGUCGAA
Messenger RNA from Eucalyptus grandis, 1348 nucleotides. RefSeq lists its product as uncharacterized. The coding region runs from base 121 to 1101 and encodes 326 amino acids. NCBI's taxonomy places the organism in Eukaryota, Viridiplantae, Streptophyta, Magnoliopsida, Myrtales, Myrtaceae. The transcript is spliced from 3 exons. The record is from RefSeq and is a predicted model, not a curated record.